CCCCCCCCGAGUCACCGACCCUUAGCCCCCCCGAGUUGCCUCCCAUGGCUCGUCUCUUGCGACGCCCGCUGCUUCGACGUGCUCGUCCGGUGGCUGUGGCGGUCUUCGUGAUGGCUCCAUUGCUGGGCGCCUGGAGUGCCAGGGCCAUGGCAAAGCCGCCGCUGAUGGCGAUGGAGAAGACCAUGGACUUGAAACGCUUUAUGGGCUCCUGGUACGUGCUGGCGCACAUCCCAGUGAGGUUGGUCAAGGAACAUUUGGCGCACAACGCGGUAGAGACUUAUUCCUGGGAUGAAGCAAAGGAGAGGAUCAGCGUGCACUACAGGUUCAAUGAGAACGCUGAUGAUGGGCCGCUAAAUGACAGCUACCAGCGAGGAUGGGUCAAGAACAAGGAGACCUUUGCUGAGUGGCGCGUCUCUCCCAAGUUGCCCAUUUUUGGCUACGGCAUGAGCAGUGUUUUGAGAUUGCCAUACAUCAUCGUCGAUUGCGCGGAUGACUACAACACAGCCAUCGUGGGCUAUCCGAACCGAGCUUAUCUGUGGAUUCUGAGCCGGAGCCCCACAGUCUCCAGCAAGGACUACGAUGCACUGAUUGAAAAGAGCAAAGGCUUUGGCUAUGACGAGUCGAAGAUCCGCCGCGUGCCGCAGUCCGAGAAGGGUGAGGUCUUCCAGAGCCCUCCGUGAGCCCGCGUGACGCGCGUGAUGCGGUGGAGACACCCAUUUUUCGGCGGCAGCUGCCUGAGCAGAGCAACUUCGGAGAGGGAUGAAGGAUGUGAA
Durusdinium trenchii is the source of this 773-nucleotide messenger RNA. The record is from the annotation of a GenBank genome assembly. Lineage: Eukaryota; Dinophyceae; Suessiales; Symbiodiniaceae.